Molecule: messenger RNA, 702 nt
Organism: Glossina fuscipes
Lineage: Eukaryota; Metazoa; Arthropoda; Insecta; Diptera; Glossinidae
Product: UPF0488 protein CG14286-like
Exons: 3
Coding region: 101-643 (180 amino acids)
Source: RefSeq, a predicted model, not a curated record
UUUAUUUUUGCUCACAUAGUGUUGCUCUUUCUUGUGUCAUUGAGAAGAGAACAUAUGUUUACGCUCUAAGUGCCUUAAAAAUAGUAAGGAGAAAAGAAAUAUGAAAUCCAUUAAAUCCAUGCGGAAGCCACCAUUAGCCGGCGUAGCAUAUUUGAAAAGAGAUGCGGAUUCUGACGUACAAUUUGAAUUGGAAUUAUAUUGGUGUAUCCAACAAUUGGAAACAGCACUGAAUGGAGGAAAACUCAGUCAAAAAAUUGCUGUUGACACCGUAAAAAAUAUAAAAAUUCUGAAAAGUUCCAAUGUUCCAUUAAUCAGAAAACGUCAAAUAAUGAAGGCUAUGUUAGGAGAUUAUCGGGCCAAAAUGAAAGAAGAGGAGAAAAAGAUGAGCAUAGCCUCGAAGCAAAUUAAGUUUACUGAGGACGCAAAUCUAAUUUCAGACAAUAUUAAAAAAUCAAGUUUCGUUAAGAAAUCAGCGAUACUAACAUCUGGUAAGGACUUUCGUUUCGAUUUCAAUGCUCGCACAAAACUCGAUGACUGUGCAAAGGAUAAUGAGCAACAUUUGCAAAAUAAUGCAGAACUUGAAGUUAAUAGUUUGCAUUUCACAAACGGCAGCCAAUUUAAGUUUAAUUUUGUAAUUGAAUAAAUGAACGAUAACAUCAGUGUGAGCUGGAAAUAAAAAACUAAUAGUCGCUACAACAAUUU